AGGAGGGCAGAGAGAAGUCCUAGUAAUGAGUCACAGGAUCACUGAAUUUUAGAGCUGGGCGGAAUCUUAGAGUUUAAGGCAUGUUUCAGUUAGAAUUCUGUGGUUUUGCAUCUUCAGCGUUGGAGAAUUACGAAAGGUUGACCGCUUGCUCUUGCUCCUUUUGGAAAAAAUGCCUAAGGAUUUGGUGACAGCUUUGAAAAACAAAUUAAGAAUAAAGAAAAAACCCAAACAGUGACGACUAUGAGUAACCCAUAAUGGGGGCUUGAAAGAAUUGGAAACUUGACACAUCAAUGGGCUAUAGAAGAGCAGGGAAUAUUAAUGAACAUGAAGGGGGUUCUUCUUUGGAGGUAAGACAGCUUACUGAGUUUGGGGAAUGAACAAGGAGAUCUUUCCGAACCACGGUACCAAAGGACUCAUUUUGGGCUCCAUGAAUCUAAAAUAGGGAACACGUUGAAGCCUGUUUGGGAAAUCAUUUUAAGAGCAAUCUCAAGUCUCCACAAGACGCGGAGGUCCAUAUUUCAAAAUAACAUGAGCCUUCAGUUAUUUGUAGACAGAAUACAAUGGAAGAAGAGGUGUUAUAGAUACGAAAAAUCGUGGCUGGAUUCACCAACAACAAAUGACUCAUGGUGAUGGGGAAACAUGCCCUGAACUGUCAUAGAAUGAAACCCGCGCUCUUCAGCGUCCUGUGUGAGAUCAAAGAGAAAACAGGUCUCAGCAUCAGAGGAGCCCAGGAGGAGGACCCUCCCGAUCCCCAGCUAAUGAGACUGGACAAUAUGCUUUUGGCAGAAGGGGUUUCAGGUCCUGAGAAAGGUGGGGGAUCGGCGGCAGCAGCUGCAGCCGCAGCAGCCUCUGGAGGUUCUUCAGAUAACUCUAUUGAACACUCAGAUUACAGAGCCAAAUUGACCCAGAUCAGACAAAUCUAUCACACAGAACUGGAGAAAUAUGAACAGGCAUGUAAUGAAUUCACUACACAUGUGAUGAACCUUCUCCGAGAACAGAGUAGAACACGUCCCAUUUCCCCCAAAGAGAUUGAAAGAAUGGUGGGCAUCAUCCAUCGAAAAUUUAGUUCCAUUCAGAUGCAGCUCAAACAAAGCACUUGUGAAGCAGUUAUGAUUUUAAGAUCAAGGUUCCUUGAUGCCAGACGGAAAAGGCGUAACUUCAGUAAACAGGCCACAGAAAUCUUGAAUGAAUAUUUUUACUCACACCUCAGCAACCCCUACCCCAGUGAAGAAGCCAAAGAGGAGCUGGCCAAGAAAUGCAGCAUCACAGUGUCACAGGUAUCCAAUUGGUUUGGCAACAAACGAAUCAGGUACAAGAAGAAUAUCGGCAAGUUUCAGGAAGAAGCCAACCUCUAUGCUGCAAAGACCGCCGUGACAGCUGCACACGCAGUAGCAGCAGCUGUGCAGAACAACCAGACCAAUUCGCCCACCACACCAAAUUCGGGUUCUUCUGGUUCUUUUAACCUCCCAAAUUCUGGGGACAUGUUCAUGAACAUGCAGAGUCUGAAUGGGGAUUCUUACCAAGGGUCCCAAGUCGGAGCCAAUGUGCAAUCACAGGUGGAUACCCUCCGUCAUGUUAUCAAUCAGACGGGAGGCUACAGUGAUGGCCUUGGAGGAAAUUCACUGUACAGUCCACAUAAUUUAAAUGCUAAUGGAGGCUGGCAGGACGCAACAACUCCAUCUUCUGUGACUUCUCCUACAGAAGGCCCAGGAAGUGUGCACUCGGAUACCUCUAACUAAUCUCUGGCCACACUUUUCCCUGAGCUGACAUGCCUUGAUAAGUGCAUUCAGAGCAAUAGGAGGAAAAGGAAAGCGUUUUUGUAGCCCACCAUCUACAGCUUUACUGUAAAACCUUGUCUUAGAGAACUUGGUAAUAAAUCUGUUUUUUAAGGAAUCAUAAUCAUUUGUAUUUAUACUUAAAAACACACAAUGUUAAAAAAAAAAAAAAGCACUUUAUCCAAUUAGGCCAAGAUUUAACAUUGUUGACAGUCCUGUAGCUAUUUUAUCAUAAUUUAUUAUCAAUAUUUUACAUUAAUGGUUUCACAGUUGCCAAUUACUUGGCCUUAAGGGUAAAAAGUACAAUAUAUGCUAAACCUCAAUCGUUAAAGCAGAUGCAAAAAUUCACCUCACCUAAAUUAAACUUCUUGCAUAUUUCCAUUCCUGACUCGGAUUGUCUUUCUUUUAUAUCACUAAUGGAGCUGGAAUGAAGAGCUGUUUGGCUCUCUCUGUUAACGAUGGUUGUGUUUAAGAAUCUUCUCGCCACGUUUGUGUUCAGAUCUCUUAUGUUAUAAUUAGAUCAGAGACUGGUAGCAUCGUUUCUCUCUCUGAAAGUACCAGUGCCCAGAGUCUGCUCGGUAAUAAAAUUAUGGAUCCAGAUUGUUCUGAGAGAUGAAGAUACUUGCUGCUGAUAGAGGUGAAAACGAGAUCGAUCCAUCUGGGGUUUUACGGUGUGCACUGGGUGCCGCACAGACUUGUCAAGGUUUGCUAUGUUCUCUGGGCAUCCGCAGAAGGCCCUGCUCUCUGGAGUGUUGUAUAUAGUGUAGCAAAAGAGUAUUUAUACAUCCCACCAAUCAAAACACAGCUUUAUUACCUCAUGCGAACUCAUACAAACCAAUAGAAUUUCAACAUGUUCUGUAGCUUAGAGUGCUCACUUACUACCUCUGAACAAUACUCACGCUGUAGUUUGUCUCUUUCUUAUCUUUUUGCAUCUUGUAAUUAACUCUUUGUUUCCCUUCAUAAAUUGUAAUAUACAUUGUAAUCUUUUAAAAGAAAAAUCGGGGUUGCAUUUGCAACUUUUAAAAAACUUUGAGAGUGGAAACAUUGGGUCUUAAUUCAACACAGGAUCAGAAAAACUGUUGUAAAUACUGAGAAACAUUUUGAAUGUUCUUCAUCUUAUUACUAAUCCAUGCAGAAAAAAAAAAAAGCAGCGACUAAUUGUGAUGCAUUAAGAUUUCAGUAUUCAGUACUGUAUAUUUCACCCUGUGUAAUGGGGCCCCCUCUCCUUUCUCUCUUUUUGUAUUGUAUGCGAUUCUGAAACUGAUUGAGUCAUGAAAAUAAUUUGUGGCGGUGAUUCUAAUGUAUUAAAACGUUUCGUGUUCCUUUCUAACUGGAUUACACCCUGGAUUGAAAAAGUCUUCCUUGUGGUAGUUAUAUGUAGUUUCAAACAUGAAUAAACUUUUUGCUUUCA
Cebus imitator (Panamanian white-faced capuchin) is the source of this 3186-nucleotide messenger RNA. RefSeq names its product PBX homeobox 3 (gene PBX3). Gene Ontology annotation, cellular component: nucleus. NCBI's taxonomy places the organism in Eukaryota, Metazoa, Chordata, Mammalia, Primates, Cebidae. The record is from RefSeq and is a predicted model, not a curated record. Gene Ontology annotation, molecular function: DNA-binding transcription factor activity, RNA polymerase II-specific; RNA polymerase II cis-regulatory region sequence-specific DNA binding. Gene Ontology annotation, biological process: neuron development; brain development; embryonic organ development. The transcript is spliced from 10 exons. The coding region runs from base 624 to 1739 and encodes 371 amino acids.